Messenger RNA from Vitis riparia (riverbank grape), 2114 nucleotides. RefSeq names its product laccase-12-like. The transcript has 6 exons. Bases 68 to 1801 code for a protein of 577 amino acids. Gene Ontology annotation, cellular component: apoplast. Gene Ontology annotation, molecular function: copper ion binding; hydroquinone:oxygen oxidoreductase activity. The record is from RefSeq and is a predicted model, not a curated record. Gene Ontology annotation, biological process: lignin catabolic process. Lineage: Eukaryota; Viridiplantae; Streptophyta; Magnoliopsida; Vitales; Vitaceae.
UUCUCAUUCUCCCACCAACAAUACUAGCUUCCAGCUCAUCCACCAUUUCCACACCCACUUUGUAGAGAUGGAGUCCUUGAGCUGCUGCAUUGCCAAUUCUAGGUCUUUCCUCUUGGGCCUUUUGCUUCUCCUUGCUUCUGCAGUGUCCUUUACAGAAGCCGAAACCCACCAUCAUGAUUUUGUUGUUCAAGCCACCCCGGUGAAGAGGCUGUGCAAAACCCACAACACUAUAACAGUGAACGGGCAAUACCCGGGGCCAACGUUGGAAGUAAACAAUGGAGACACCCUAGAAGUCAAAGUCACCAACAAAGCUCGAUACAAUGUUACCAUUCACUGGCACGGUAUACGGCAGAUGAGAACAGGAUGGGCAGAUGGGCCAGAGUUUGUAACUCAGUGCCCAAUUCGACCAGGAGGAAGUUACACCUACCGGUUUACAGUUCAAGGACAGGAAGGUACUCUAUGGUGGCAUGCUCAUAGCUCAUGGCUCAGAGCCACUGUCUAUGGUGCCCUCAUUAUCCACCCAAAACCAGGAUCCUCCUAUCCAUUCACUAAGCCAAAGCGAGAAACACCCAUUCUUCUUGGAGAAUGGUGGGAUGCAAACCCCAUCGAUGUUGUGAGGCAGGCGACUAGGACAGGAGCAGCUCCAAAUGUGUCUGAUGCAUACACCAUCAAUGGUCAACCUGGUGAUCUUUACAACUGCUCCAGCAAAGACACUGUGAUAGUUCCAAUUGACAGUGGUGAGACCCACCUCCUCCGAGUCAUCAACUCUGGGCUUAACCAAGAGCUCUUCUUCACUGUUGCCAACCACAAGUUUACAGUUGUCGCAGCUGAUGCAUCCUAUACCAAACCCUUCACCACCUCAGUCAUCAUGCUAGGACCUGGUCAAACCACUGACGUCCUAAUCACCGGUGAUCAGCCACCAGCUCGUUAUUACAUGGCCGCACGUGCCUAUCAAAGUGCUCAAGGUGCACCAUUUGACAAUACUACCACCACAGCCAUACUUGAAUACAAGUCUGCUCCUUGUCCUGCUAAGAAGGGUGUCUCCACCACCCCUGUUUUCCCUUCUUUGCCUGCUUUCAAUGACACGGCCACUGUCACAGCCUUCAGUAAGAGCUUCAGAAGUCCUGCUAAAGUCGAAGUCCCCACAGACAUUGAUGAAAGCCUCUUCUUCACUGUUGGCCUAGGCAUCAAUAGGUGCCCACCAAAGUUUAAAUCCAGCCAGUGUCAAGGUCCCAAUGGAACCCGCUUCACCGCCAGCAUGAACAAUGUCUCUUUUGUUCUCCCAUCCAACUUUUCCUUACUGCAAGCUCACCAGCAAGGUAUCCCUGGAGUUUUCACCACUGAUUAUCCCGCAGCUCCACCAGUAAAAUUCGAUUACACUGGUAAUGUGAGCCGGUCACUCUGGCAACCCAUUCCAGGUACUAAGUUGUACAAGUUGAAGUAUGGGUCAAGAGUCCAGGUUGUAUUACAGGGAACAAGUAUCUUCACAGCUGAGAACCACCCCAUCCAUCUUCAUGGAUACGAUUUCUACAUCAUUGCAGAAGGUUUCGGAAACUUCAACCCCAGUACUGAUACAUCCAAGUUUAAUCUUGUUGAUCCACCUCUUAGGAAUACAGUGGCCGUACCUGUGAAUGGUUGGGCAGUCAUCAGAUUUGUUGCCGAUAAUCCAGGAGUUUGGAUAAUGCACUGCCACUUGGAUGUUCAUAUCACCUGGGGUCUGGCCAUGGCUUUCCUGGUGGAGAAUGGAGUUGGGGCUUUGCAAUCGAUAGAGCCUCCUCCAGCGGAUUUGCCUCUGUGCUAAGAUCAUCAACAGAAAAACCACCCACAGUUGAACUUCAUAUGCCUUAUAAAAGGGGCACCUAUUUUUCUACUCUUAGCAUACGGAUUAUUCAGUGUUGUUUUCCCCGCAUUUGGGGCCUUAGUUCUUGCUUUCUAUUUCAUUGUUCUUUUUGAUAGAUAAACCGGGUCCAGAUGGUGCUGUGUUGCAUCACAGAGCGCCAUCAGAUUUAAAAUCAGACCCCAUUUGUUUCCUUGUUUUUUUCUUUUUUCGGUUGUAUUGUUUCAAGAAACAUCAUCAGAGAUAAAUUGAAGUUCUGAAAGUUAUUAUUAUAUCA